AUGUCAUUAUUGGACACAAUUGAUAAAGUUGACUCAUAUUCAUACCUGAUAGAUGCUGUGAACUAUACCCUAGUUGCACAUGAUGGGGUUACAGCAAUUGGUUUAGUGAGGAUUGAUAUUGCAAAGCAUUUUGAAAAUUCGACAGGCUUUGGUGUAAAUCAUGACAAGAAAUUAAUCACCAUAAAUCCAGAAUAUGAUACAUUAUCAAAACGAGAUGAAUUAUUUAGUACCGUUGCAAAUGAAUGGAGAAAAUUGCCUGUAUUUGAAGAGUUAUUAGAUCGUGGUUGGAGAAAUGAGUUGUACACUGUGUAUAAUCCUAGUCAUACUCCAUAUAUGCAUCUUGAAAGGGCGUUUUCUGUUUUAACUGGUUGUAUAACCUAUGGAGCUCAUAUUUGUGGGUAUAUAUCACCAAAGAACUCAUCAGAUGGAUCAUUGAAGAUGUGGGUUCCUAGAAGAUCAGCUACAAAAUCAACAUUUCCUGGUUUAUUAGAUAAUACAGUCGCUGGUGGUUUAGGAUAUCCGUAUGGGAUCUGGGAGACAGUUGUGAAGGAAUGCUAUGAAGAAGCAGGUUUAGAAGCUUCAUUUGUUGAAUCGCAUGCAAAAUCAGCUGGAGUUCUUCUGUAUAUUUAUUUUACUGAAGAUGAAAGAGUUCAACCCGAAGUUGAAUUUAUUUAUGACAUUGAAUUUGAAAAUGAAAGUGAUGUUAAACCUACACCUAUAGAUGGAGAAGCAGAAGAUUUUCAAUUAUUAAACGUAGAGGAGCUUCUUGCAAGAAUUAAAAAUAAUGAAUUUAAACCAAAUAGUGGACUUGUCAUCAUUGAUUUUUUAAUUAGACAUGGUUAUAUUACUCCGGAGUCAGAAAUAGAUUAUUUUGAAAUUGUAAAUAGAUGUCAUAGGAAAUUACCAUUUCCUACAUUGUAA
Scheffersomyces coipomensis is the source of this 921-nucleotide messenger RNA. RefSeq lists its product as uncharacterized. The transcript has a single exon. Bases 1 to 921 code for a protein of 306 amino acids. Gene Ontology annotation, molecular function: 8-oxo-dGDP phosphatase activity. Lineage: Eukaryota; Fungi; Ascomycota; Pichiomycetes; Serinales; Debaryomycetaceae. The record is from RefSeq and is a predicted model, not a curated record.